ACAUUACAACAUCAAGAAUAUUAAGCAACUGCAUGGUCCCAAUUCAUCCGCAUAGCGUUUGCUACCAUGACAACACCUAUCAUUUGAAAUAGGAUAUUGAAUUACUGGACCCAUUUCUUUCUAAGAGCGUCUCGAAUGUACGGUAUUUAUUGAUCUUUCUGUCAGAACUUCCAGUAAAAACCACUCGUUAUUAUUAGGCCCAAACUCGGGAGGGCGUUCAUUUAGUAAUUUUCUUGAUUAUACUUGUUCGAAAGAUAUGCUAACCGUAUCGUGAAACAUGACAGAAUUGCCACAGGAUAGCUUUUUGACCGAGCUAAAGGACGAAGACGACGAUGAAGCACAACAAUUACCACCCCCACCCAGUAACCAUGACAACGGACAGUUUGUUACUCCUGACCCGGAUCCUAAACUGUUAAAACAUCUGAGUGUGCUGUAUGAGGACUUAGAAGAGGGAGACGAUACUUCCUUCCCUAUCAACAGUCACCGGAGAGUACCAUCAGAGACAGGUUCAGAGUAUGAUACAGAUCUGGAAGACACAGAGUCGCCCAAGAGGACAGAGUACGACUCCUCGGGUAUAGGGGACUACCUCAAGAUUUGUGAAGAUAUGAACAUGAGACCAGUUUCACACUUCAUGAGACAAACAAAGAACCCCAGCUUGUCCCUGAGGUACCAAUCACUCGGCUGCAGGAAAACUGUCGCGAUUACUCAAGCUCUGACGAGUAAUACGUUUGUUGAGUGUUUGGACCUGAGUGACAAUGACAUAGGUUGUGAUGGAAUGGUAUCUAUAGCUCACAUGCUCACUGAGAACUACUUUAUAACCGAGCUCAGUCUGGAAGAUAACAAGAUAGGGUUGAGAGGAGUGGCGACCUUGUGUGAUGUGCUCUCGGAACACAGCUACGUAAAACAUCUCAACUUGGCUGGGAACGGGCUGAAUGACCCAACUGCUGGGGUGCUGGGGCAGAUGCUCAAAGUUAACUACACUUUAACUUGUCUCAAUGUCAGACAGAAUCAGUUCAGUUGUCUUGGAGCUAAAGCGAUAGCUGAAGCGUUACUUAGCAACGAUUCCUUGAACGAGCUAGACAUCAGCUGGAACAAGAUACGGUCGAGAGGAAGUGAAGCGAUAGGGAAGAUGGUAGCGACUAACACUGGCCUUAUCAGUCUUAACGUAUCUUUCAACGGUCUUGACGCCCUUGGUGCUGCAGCUUUCACGAAAGCAAUUAAGACUAAUUCACAGCUCGUCAACUUGGAUCUAAUAAACACGCGGAUACCAGGAUCUGAGUGUAAAGAACUAGGAAAAGCUCUAGCGCUCAAUACCACCCUCAAGAUUGUCAAACUGGGAAACAACCCGUUUAAAGAACCUGACAUAGAGCUUUUGUUCCACGGGUUGACCACUACUUCACUUUAUAUAAUUGGUCUCGAGGACAUACCUCUGAGUAAGGGAUUAUACGAAAGGCUACAAGAGUUUGAAAAAGAACAGAAGGUUGUUAUACACUACGGUAGAUCAGGAGGUAACCAACGAUCCAGACCAAUGACAAGUUCAGCACUCCGACUAGACGAGUUUAUCACGACAAAUCUCAGUAAGCUCGCCCCCCUGGUCCUUGCGAAAGAUAAGGAUAAAACGGGACAGCUGACAGUAUCAGAAUUUAAAGAAUGUUUGCAAGAAGCUGGUCUAAGACUGCGACAAAACGAACUAAACAGAUUAGUAGAUAAACUUAAUCUGAGAGAGGACCAGGUGCCACACAAGGAAAUACUGAUGGGAAAGAUUCCUUCUGUCUUGGAGCGCAUGAGAAAUUCUGCAAAACAAAAAAGAGUGAAAGUGAAUACUGAAGAAAAUGAGGAUUCAUUCUAAGGUCACCAAACAUGCAAAGGCACGAUCACUUAUGACAUGAGUAGAAUUGUUUAGUGAAAGGGUUUUUCUGCCCCAUUGAUAUCGGUGAGUGGUGACCACACAAGAAGGAUUAGAAGAGCGACGAUGAAGACGAAACGGGUGCAGUAAUUUGAUAAAAGGAAGACACCAAGGAGUGUAGCUGACUAGCUUAGUUCAGGGCAGACAAGAGAGAGUUUACAUUGGUAGUAGUUGACAGAGUUUCGGAUGGUCAUAACCAAGCAGAUAUUAUCAGAGAUGUGUUCAAAUUCCGACAUGAUAAAGCAGAGAUAUUCUGACUUUUAAACAUGGUUAUUUAUAAUUUAAGAUGUU
Messenger RNA from Bolinopsis microptera, 2197 nucleotides. RefSeq names its product leucine-rich repeat-containing protein 74B-like. The record is from RefSeq and is a predicted model, not a curated record. Gene Ontology annotation, molecular function: calcium ion binding; protein binding. The transcript is spliced from 13 exons. Lineage: Eukaryota; Metazoa; Ctenophora; Tentaculata; Lobata; Bolinopsidae. Bases 278 to 1849 code for a protein of 523 amino acids.